AUGGCGCGCUUUCAGCAAGAGGCGCACUGGCGCAUGUGCAAGCAGCUCGCUAGCUGCGCGAGCACAAGGCCAGAGAAUAUCUUACAAAGCCCGUUUCCACCUGUUCGGCUCUUUGCUGAAGGUCUCCUUAUAAAUUCAUACGUCCUCAUGCUGUAUCCACAAGCAAUGAUACACACACAAACAUCAUCUGGGUUCGAGAUGUCGUGGCCCUUUGUAAGCCUCUCUAAGCGGCGUGCUUCCAUUGUGCGCAGCGUGCCGCCGGCCGACCUGCUGCUGCGCCUGGGCGAGCACGACCUGUCGAGCGAGGACGAGCCCUUCGGCCACGAGGAGCGGCGCGUGCAGAUCGUGGCGUCGCACCCGCAGUUCGACGCGCGCACCUUCGAGUUCGACCUGGCCCUGCUGCGCUUCAACCGGCCCGUCGCCUUCCGCCCCAACAUCGUGCCCGUGUGCGUGCCCGAGGACGACCGCUCCUUCGUGGGCGAGACAGCGCACGUCACCGGCUGGGGCCGCCUGUACGAGGAUGGGCCUCUACCCAGUGUUCUUCAGGAAGUGUCAGUGCCAGUAUUAAACAACAGUGCAUGUGAAGCUAUGUACAGACAAGCCGGCUAUGUUGAACACAUUCCACACAUAUUUAUUUGUGCUGGUUGGCGCAAGGGAGGAUUUGAUUCUUGUGAGGGCGACAGCGGCGGGCCCAUGGUGAUCCAGCGCGACGACCGCCGCUGGCUGCUGGCCGGCGUCAUCUCGUGGGGCAUCGGCUGCGCGGAGCCCAACCAGCCGGGCGUGUACACGCGGGUGUCGCAGUUCCGCGACUGGAUCAACCAGAUCCUGCAGUUCUAGCGGCCUCGCCCUCGCCCGGGCCUUCGCCGCCGGGCCCCGCGCGCACCGCCGCGAAGGGGGGCGUGGUCGCCGCCGCCGCCAAACGCCUUUCGCCCAGCGCCCAGAGGCAGGCGGCCUUUUCGCCCCGCCCACACCUCCGUCGGCCGCGCGACCUUUCGGGAUCGCCUCGACAGACCCGGAUGGCAACGCUCGAGUCGUCGACCUCAAGGCAGGCGCUCUUCAAAGGGCGUACACCGCUCUUCCUAUGCUCCUGGACCUCCACGUUGCUUUAAUGAAUGUGUGUAUGUGUGUGUGCGUGUGCUUGUGUUUGUGUGAUCGGAGGUUUACACGCAACUCCUCAGCUGGGCUCGGCCAGGAGACUGCAGUCAAACUGUGUCUUCCUGACAGUCGUGUCUUCAGGCAUCCACGUCUUUGCGGCGAAGCGUGAGGUCUCUUUAGCGAAUCGAUUGAGGACAAUGUGUGUAGAAGUAGCUUCUUAAACCGUUUUGCUGCGAGAAGUAGCACUCGAGUUUUGUGAAAUAUUUGUAUAGUCUACGAACCAGGACGUUUAGUAAGAAUUUGAAAACACCGUCU
Messenger RNA from Gryllus bimaculatus (two-spotted cricket), 1410 nucleotides. The record is from the annotation of a GenBank genome assembly. NCBI's taxonomy places the organism in Eukaryota, Metazoa, Arthropoda, Insecta, Orthoptera, Gryllidae.